Messenger RNA from Sardina pilchardus (European sardine), 2561 nucleotides. It is a transcript of the gene ccdc62, whose product is annotated as coiled-coil domain containing 62. Lineage: Eukaryota; Metazoa; Chordata; Actinopteri; Clupeiformes; Clupeidae. The record is from RefSeq and is a predicted model, not a curated record. The coding region runs from base 464 to 2071 and encodes 535 amino acids. The transcript has 13 exons.
AUCUCCAGCUAGUUAGAAAAACUUCUCUCGUCUAUCCAUGACUUCAACUCUACGCUAUAUCUCUAUGGAAAUAAUCCGCACACUUUAGUGUAGUCCAUAAACUGUAGUUUUGUUCACCGGUUACAUUUUCAGUAUAAUAAACAUCUUUUAGCGCAGGGUCAUGGCAUUUUAGGUGUGUUAAAAAGCCAACCAAGAAGCUAACGUUAGCUGACGUUGAUAAUACUUCACGCCAGAUUACUUAAUUAGCUAGCUUUAAGCUUUAGCUUGGACAAACGGAGCUGGGAGAGAGUGAAAUGCAGAAUGUGCACAUCGAUACUGACAGUUUAGAUACAAAAUGUGCAUUUUUUACAAAUGAACGUUGUUCAGUGAUAUGCCUCAUAGGGGAUAAUUUGAUCAAUAUUUCCCCAUUAUUAUCUGAAGCUUUGUAGUUUAACGUUAAGGUCUGAACGAUGUUUACACUGAAAUGAACCAAGAGAGAAGAUGUAUGAAUCAAGCUGACAGUUCACGGAGAUCAUCCCUGCAGUCUAGUGACUUUCCAGCUGAGCCCUGGCACAGCACCCCAGUGAAAAAGGAUGCGAGGCCUGAGGCUGUGGCUAGUGGAAGAGACAGGAUGGUUAGACAAGAGAACGGGCCAUUCCAAAGGCGGCUCCCACUCUCAACCUCUCUGCCCCUCACACAGGACUGUCAGACGACAGUAUGUGAUCUGGAGAACAGCACCCUCCUGAGGCAGCGGCGGGAACUGCAGCUCCUGAUGGCUGAGCUGAAGGACCGGGACCAGGAGCUGAAUAACAUGGCCGCUACCCACCAAACGCAGCUGCUUGCCUGGCAGCAGGAUCGCCAGCGCGUGCUAAUGCUGGAGGAGAGAUGUGCGCGCCUAGAGGAAGAGCUGCAGCAGCAGCACGAGAUGUUGCGUCGGGUGGGGCGGCGUGUCCAGACGGCCGAGGCCCAGGAGAAGAGCAGCCAGAGGGAGCUGAGUGCCGCCCAGCAGCAGCUGCAGGACCUCCAGCACACACAGCGACACAGCAGCCAGCUGCAGCAGGAGCUGGAGGACAGGAACCAUGCUCUGAACUCCACCAUCACGCUGCUGUCCAGCCAGGUUGGCCAGCUCCAAGCCAGAGAGGAGGAACUCGGUGCAAUGCUCAAACUGAAGGACAAGGACGUGACGGAGGCCAUCGCUCACAUCCAGGAUCUGUCCAGCCGACUCAGGAUGCAGGAGGAUUCUCAGAGGGAGCUGAGGACGAGGGAAAGUAAGACCUUCGCCGAGCUGGAGGAAGUGAAACGGCUCUACCGUCAAGUCCGCCACGAGCACACAAGGUUCAAAGAUGAACUUGAGGAGAAGACUCUGGAGAACAGCACCCAGAGGGAAGAGGUGAUUCGCCUGAAGCAGGAGACGCAGUUGCUGAGGAGAGAUCUGCUCAUCUCAGGGGAAGGAGAGAGUUGGAAGGAUGAGAUGCUGGAACUGUCUCGCUCAAAGCAAGAGCGCACCGAAGUAGAGCUGCGCUGCCUGAGACAGGUGUGUGCGAAUCAACAGAAUGACUUGCAGCUCCUCAAGUUGAACCUGGAGAGCACUCAGGAGGCCCUCAAAGUUCAAAGGUCACAUGACAGCCAGGGGGAGGCAGCGUGUUCCCCCCAACCGGCCAGCCCCGUCUUAUGGACCUCAGUCAACCCUGGAGGUUCCCCCAGAGCCAUCUACCUCUCCUCACCAACGUCACCCAAACAGGGUUUUCAGGAAGCGGAUUGCACCUCUACCGAUCGUCUGCAGCGUCUUCUUGAAGAAUCUCGGCAGAUGGUCGCCGCCUUGGAGGGUUUGUCCCUGGAAUCGAAAAGCUCCUCACCACGCCCUGCCCACGCACAUACUCCUAGCCCCUCCCACCCUCCAUCUCAUAGCCCCUCCCCUAACCACGCCUCAGCAGGGACGCUCAAUGGUUGCUAUGACUACAGCAGUAGCCAACACAGUGGUUCUGAAGUUCAUUCACAGAAUUCUUCUGGUCAUUCCAGCGCACUGAUUAGAAAGAUUCAUCAUCUCACCAAAAAUAGUCCGUCCAAGCCUGGAGGGGACACAAGCCAAUAGCGCCCCCUUGUGGAGGGUAAUUUUACUGCCAUUUCCUCUUUGGACACAUCCUCAGGAGCACCGAGAGACCUCUGGGCCACUGGCCUUACAUACUUCAGGAGGAGCAAGAGCCAGGCCUGAGGAGCAAGGCUCCACUGAAGGCACUGCUGAACAUAUGCCAAGUUAUUUUUAACUUUCAUACAUAUCUUCAUAUGCCUCUAAUUAAAGUGAAGGAUAUUUUAAAUGACUAUGCUCUGUUUUUAGUGGGGUAUUUUUUACAUGGUAUUGGCAUUUUGCUAUUGAGAUCUAAUGUUUUUGUUUGGUUGGUAAGGUUUUGCUUUUCUUUUUUUUAGUUUUUUAGUUUUUCUUCCAGAUCUUUUUUUUUUCUCAGAUUUUUACUUGCAAAAACAACAGUGUUAUAACCCAAAGGUAAACUACUUUGUGUAUAGGUCAUUUGUAAAUAUACAUAUGUAAAUAUUUGUUUAUAUGCUAAAUAUAUGACCUAAUUCAA